UUCUCUUCUGCCUCCCUCGACGACCGAUCCUCUAAGAUUUCUUCCUCAAACCUCACAAGAACAGAAACCCCAACUCCUCGUGUUUCUCUCCUCUUCGACGCCCUCGCCUGGUGGCUUCUCCUUCACUGUCCCAUAGCUCGCCUGUAGACCUCCACACAGCCCGAGCCUAACGCCGCGCCAGCCCAUCUCUUAGAUCGCCUCCCCCCUCAUCUAUGAAACCCUAACUGUGAUUCAGGGUUUAACUCCACUCAACAAACGCACAAACAGGCUUUCACCUCUCGCACUCCGACGACAGGUGGCCCGCUGGCCGUGGCAUACUCGCACGGACGUAUUUCUCAUUUCUCCUCUUCAGUCUUCUUUAGCCUCUACUCGAAUUUGUUUAGGAGCACAAUGCACACAUUAUACCCAGAGGGCAGAAGGCGAAAACUUGAUACUCACUCAGGUUAAGUAACACCUGCUAGAAACCAGAAAGUACCUAUUGCCUAUUGGCUUCAACAUUGCAAGAUAAUAUGAUGAAAACCGUCAAAGUCCUAUGUCGUCGAUUCUCAGUUUUCUCCCGCACAGAACUUCGAUCCAUCUCUUCCGUUUCUCCUAAUACCUUCCAUUACCACACUCAGUCUCUCUCUUCUUUUUCCCCCACCUCUCUUCCUCAUAAUUUUCUCCAUACUUUUCCCAAUCAAUCAUCCAAGCUUUUUUGCUCCCAAUCUUUUUCAAAUUCCGAGCUUCGACGAUGCUGGAACUGCAAUUCAUCUGCGACAACGUCAGACCUCUUUCUCGUUUGCAAUAAUUGUCGCUGCAUUCAACCCGUUGAUCCUUCAAUUGAUUACUUUCGUAUUUUUGGCUUGGAGCAGAUAUUUGACAUUGACGAGAGUAAUUUGGAGGGGAUGUAUAAAGACUGGCAGAAAAAAUUACAUCCUGAUCUAGUUCAUUCGAAGUCUGAGAGCGAAAAGGAGUAUGCUGCUGAGCAAUCUGCUCGAGUUAUUGAUGCAUACAAGACGCUAAGAAAUUCCUUGUCCAGAGCUAUAUACCUUAUGAAGCUACGGGGUGUGCAUGUUGAUGAAGAGCAGACUGUUUCAGAUCCAGAGUUGCUAGCUGAGAUUAUGGAGCUUCGAGAAUCUGUUGAAGAAGCUCCUGAUUCUCAGGCAUUGAAACAUAUCCAGCAUGAGGUACAAGAGAAGUUGAAACAGUGGUCUGAAAGAUUUGCAGGAGCGCUCAAGAAGCAGGAUACUGAAGAGGCAUUAAAUGUCAUCCGUAGAAUGACAUAUUAUAAACGUGCAAAUGAAGAAAUCGUGAAACGGUUGUGAUAUUGAAUGGUGGUUUUGUUCUUAGAAAUAUUAGGUGAUGCGCUUGCUGUUUGUAUUCGAUUCUUUUGGGUGUUGCGAGUUUUUGCACUCCGAAAUUGCAGAGUUGAAAAAAUUGGCCCGACUCCUUUUCAAGUGUAGGAGUAAAGUUGGCAAAAGCAUGACAUAGAGCAAUGGUGGGAGUGGCGUGGUGAUCAUGAACAUGCCAUAGGAGCGCAAGAAGUCUAUAGAUUAGCUACAUCCUGACUUUGUCUUGAAUAAUUUUGGUCAAUACUUCUUAGGAUAGCUUGGAUGAUGCAUAAUCAUAAAUGUAAAAUAUAUCUUUAUAAAUAUAACCGUGAUAUACACGGGCAAUAUGGUCUAAUAAGUUAUAGAAUUAUGGUGUAAGUUCUGAUUUUUUUUGGAUGCUCCUAUAUGGAGAUAAGAUAUUCUUAUAAUUGUUUAAUGCCGCUAUGAAGAGAGAUAUUGAUUGAA
This is a messenger RNA of Beta vulgaris subsp. vulgaris (sugar beet), 1775 nucleotides long. RefSeq names its product iron-sulfur cluster co-chaperone protein HscB homolog. NCBI's taxonomy places the organism in Eukaryota, Viridiplantae, Streptophyta, Magnoliopsida, Caryophyllales, Amaranthaceae. The coding region runs from base 510 to 1304 and encodes 264 amino acids. The record is from RefSeq and is a predicted model, not a curated record. The transcript has 8 exons. Gene Ontology annotation, molecular function: protein-folding chaperone binding; ATPase activator activity. Gene Ontology annotation, biological process: protein complex oligomerization; [2Fe-2S] cluster assembly.